CCCGCUCCCCUCUCCGCAGAGCUAAUAUGGUCGCCGGCGAUGGACGCUCUCAGGCCAGGAAGCCCUUACCAGCCCAUAAUUGAAGAACUAAGAAACUAUCCACAAAAGAGGUUCUACAAUGUCUCAAAGCUUGGAGGCACCAAGUAUGAUGUUCUGCCUUAUUCCAUACGAGUGUUGUUUGAAUCCAGCAUCCGUAACUGUGAUGGCUUCUUGGUGAAAGAAACAGAUGCUAUGAACAUUUUAGACUGGAAAACAAAACAGAACGAUGUCGAAGUGCCCUUCUGUCCUGCCAGAGUUGUUCUUCAAGAUUUUACCGGAAUUCCAGCGAUGGUGGAUUUUGCUGCCAUGAGGGAAGCAGUAAGAAAUGCUGGAGGAGAUCCUGUGAAAGUCAAUCCUGCCUGCCCAACUGAUCUCACUGUUGACCAUUCUUUGCAGAUUGAUUUCAGCAAAUGUGCAAUACAGAACGCCCCGAACCCUGGGGGCGGUGAGGCGCAGAAGCCGACAGCAAAGCUUUCUCCGCUGAAGGGACAGCCACGGAAACUGCCGUGCCGGGGUCAGAGCAGCUGCAAGGGGCCCUGCAGUGCUGGAGAGCUGAGCCGCGCCUCGGGGCAGUUCUCUGCGCAGAUAGAGAACACACCAAUCCUCUGCCCUUUCCACCUUCAGCCAGUGCCUGAGCCCGAGACAGUAUUGAAAAAUCAAGAGAUGGAAUUUGGCAGAAAUAGAGAGAGGCUUCAAUUUUUUAAGUGGAGUUCAAAAGUUUUCAAGAAUACUUCCAUAAUACCACCAGAGACUGGAAUGGCACACCAGGUUAAUUUGGAGUAUCUAUCAAGAGUUGUAUUUGACGUGAAAGAUUUCCUAUAUCCAGAUAGCGUGGUUGGCACAGAUUCUCAUACAACCAUGGUAAAUGGCUUGGGUAUCUUGGGCUGGGGUGUCGGGGGAAUUGAAACAGAAGCUGUGAUGCUGGGGAUGCCGGUUACUCUCACUCUGCCUGAGGUGGUUGGGUGCGAACUGACAGGCACAGCCAGCCCACUUGCUACGUCCAUAGACAUUGUUCUAGGCAUUACAAAGCAUCUUAGGCAAGCUGAAGUCGCUGGAAAAUUUGUUGAGUUCUUUGGGAGUGGAGUUUCCCAACUGUCUGUGGCAGAUCGAACCACAAUAGCAAAUAUGUGUCCCGAAUACGGUGCUAUUCUGAGCUUUUUCCCUGUUGAUAAUGUGACGUUGAAGCACUUAAGGCAUACAGGUUUCGAUGAGGCCAAGCUUGAGGUUAUGGAAGCGUAUCUUAAAGCUGUGAAGCUAUUUAGAAAUGGUGAGAGUUCUUCCAGAGAACCCGAGUAUUCCCAGGUAGUGCAAAUUAGUUUAAGUUCUAUAAUUCCACAUGUCAGUGGCCCCAAGAGAUCCCAAGAUAGAGUGGCUGUCAAUAACAUGAAAAGUGACUUCCAAACGUGCUUAAAUGAAAAGGCUGGUGUUAAAGGGUUUCAGAUUGCAGCUGAGAAACAGAAUGACGUUGUACCUGUUCAGUAUGAAGGAAACCAAUACGAGCUAUCUCAUGGCUGUGUUGUCAUUGCUGCAGUCAUCAGCUGUACAAAUAACUGCAAUCCGUCUGUCAUGCUUGCUGCAGGACUUCUGGCCAAAAAGGCAGUUGAAGCUGGCCUAGAGGUGAAGCCCUACAUAAGAACUAGUCUAUCACCAGGCAGCGGAAUGGUUACACAUUACCUCAGUUCCAGUGGAGUAUUACCAUACCUCAGUAAGCUUGGGUUUGAGGUUGUUGGUUAUGGGUGUUCAACAUGUGUUGGAAACACUGCUCCCCUUCCAGAAGCCAUCAGGAAUGCAAUAAAGCAGGGUGAUAUCAUUGCCUGUGGAGUGCUGUCUGGAACAAAGAACUUUGAAGGACGUCUCUGCGACUGUGUCCGUGCCAACUACCUUGCGUCUCCCCCACUCGUAGUUGCGUAUGCUAUUGCAGGCACUGUUAGAAUAGACUUUGAGACUGAGCCUUUGGGCACUGGCUUUAAUGGCAGAAGUAUCUACUUAAGGGAUAUUUGGCCCACAAGAAAAGAGCUACACACAGUGGAGGAAGAAUGUGUGAUAUCAUCUAUGUUUAAGGAAUUGAAAGAAAAAAUGGAGAAAGGAAACAAACGAUGGAAUUCACUGGAAGCACCUGAGUCACCUUUAUUUCCCUGGGACUUGAAAUCCACUUAUAUCAGAUGUCCUUCCUUCUUUGAUAAACUUGCCAAAGAACCAGUUUCGCUGCAGCCGAUUGAAAAUGCCCACGUCUUGCUGUAUUUGGGAGAUUCUGUAACUACAGAUCACAUAUCUCCUGCUGGAAGCAUUGCAAGGAGUAGUGCUGCUGCUAAGUACCUGACUAACAAAGGACUCACACCUCGGGAAUUCAACUCGUAUGGCGCUCGACGGGGUAACGAUGCUGUGAUGACGAGGGGUACAUUUGCUAACAUCAAGCUUCUGAACAAGUUCAUAGGAAAACCAGCUCCUAAAACAAUUCACUUCCCAUCAGGACAAACGCUAGAUGUGUUUGAAGCAGCAGAAUUGUACCAGAAGGAAGGCAUUCCUGUAAUUAUUUUAGCAGGAAAGAAGUACGGACUGGGCAGCUCGAGAGACUGGGCAGCAAAAGGGCCUUUUCUACUGGGUGUUAAAGCUGUCCUAGCUGAAAGCUAUGAAAAAGUCCAUAAAAGUCAAUUGAUUGGAAUUGGCAUAGCUCCACUUCAGUUUCUUCCUGGAGAAAAUCCAAAUACUUUGGGUCUCACUGGCAGAGAGCAGUUCUCUAUAUUAUUCCCUCCAGAGCUGUCACCCAAAAUGACUUUGGAUAUUAAGACAAGCACUGGAAAAGUGUUCAGCGUGUUUGCCUUGUUUGAAAACGAUGUGGAGAUAACUUUAUACAAAAAUGGUGGAAGUCUAAACUUUGUGGCUCGAAGAUUCUUAUAGUAGCUACUGACUGUAUGGGUACCUCGCACUAACUGGUAACUCUGAAAAUGCCUUGUGUGAACCCAGGAAUCUGUACUGUGGAACUGCAGACAGCCCUAGUGUGCUCUAAGUUACUUCGUCCAUGGAUGUAAAAGAUUGUGAAUCAUUGUAACUGCAAACAAGAUCCUUCCUGAUUUUAAAUAAUAUUCCAAUGGUGCUAUUAAACAUUGCUAAAAUUGACGUGUGUUGUGGCAGAGAGAGCUGUAAGUAUGGAGGGGAUGUUUUCUCAGACCAUUUUGUAAAUAAACCGUGUGAAAUCUCAAA
This is a messenger RNA of Gallus gallus (chicken), 3240 nucleotides long. It is a transcript of the gene IREB2, whose product is annotated as iron responsive element binding protein 2. Bases 40 to 2937 code for a protein of 965 amino acids. NCBI's taxonomy places the organism in Eukaryota, Metazoa, Chordata, Aves, Galliformes, Phasianidae. Gene Ontology annotation, biological process: citrate metabolic process; tricarboxylic acid cycle. Gene Ontology annotation, cellular component: mitochondrion; cytosol. The transcript is spliced from 22 exons. Gene Ontology annotation, molecular function: 4 iron, 4 sulfur cluster binding; iron-responsive element binding; aconitate hydratase activity. The record is from RefSeq and is marked validated.